Molecule: messenger RNA, 2658 nt
Organism: Cucurbitaria berberidis CBS 394.84
Lineage: Eukaryota; Fungi; Ascomycota; Dothideomycetes; Pleosporales; Cucurbitariaceae
Exons: 1
Coding region: 127-2436 (769 amino acids)
Source: RefSeq, a predicted model, not a curated record
CCCGCGACUAGACGUUAGGCAGCGCCCGCCCGCACCUUCACCCCGUGCAACCCAUGGCUCUGCCAGGAGUCCCUCAACACACUAUAAACCCCUCGCACGCUCUUUCCUUUGUAACGUUCAACUAACAUGCCUUCCAGUGACGCCAACCCAGCUCAAGAUCUCAAGUUCCCCCCUGUGCGAGUCAACCACUCCCUUACCAAGCUCGACCUCGAUACACUGAUGAUGCGGUCGACGACGCGCAGACUGCCAGAGGAGCCCGGUAGCUCUCUGGACGAUAGUACCUAUGAGCUGCUGGGCGAUAGCCUCCUCGAGACGUCCGACGAUGAGGCACAUACCGAGUCGAUCGCUUCGACCGACGGCCCAACGCCUGACGAUGCGUCGGACUUCAGUGACGACGAUAGCGUUUACGAGACGGGUAACAAAGACAUGCAUAGCAGCAUACACUCCUCGCACGCGGAAGCACUAGAACCACACGCUCAUGAACGCUCGAUAGCAAGCGGGGAAGAUAGUAUCCUGACUGAGGUACCACUACAUCUAGAAGGAAGCGAAAGCUCCCGCAAGAUCAGGCUCGAGGAGCAACUGGCAGAAGAAGACGACGUGGCUGUAGGUAGCAAAGUCAUCAAGAGCUUGUCGGAUGCAACAAGCGAGCUGCCCCAGGUCUUGAACCGAUACGGUUGCUCUCAAGUCAGACUGGUUGUCCGCGCAGCCUUGUCUCCACGUUCCAUGCCCACACCAGCCUCUUACAGGGUACUCUACAUUGGUAUGCCUGAGAAGUGGCUGGAAGACGUUAUUACUUCGCAGAUCGGCGCCACAAUCGCUGCCUCUCCCAGUGUUUCAAGGUCAGUAAUGGUGCGGGACGGCCAGAUAGAGCCGUACGGUCCCGUCAUACACGUAUACCGCUGUGCCGAGCUCCACACCUUCGCCGAGCAUGACAAACGAUCACACGUCUUGAUCAUCCUGGAUGACGGAACCCAACUCAACUUCGGACCAGGUCUAGCCUCCCACUCUAAAGGGCGACCAGAUCUUGUGGUUUUCUGUCACCCAACGAUCCCCGGUCCUGCGACUGACUUACAGGAAUUUGCGUCUGCUACUGAAAUAUUUGGUCGCGAGAACAUUCCAUGCAUCAAUCUUGCUCAAGCCCGACCUUACGGUGAUGGGGCUUCCGCAUACGACUCGAAGAGCUUGAGAGUAUGCGUAGAGGGUAGGGAUAAUUCGGACACUGACUAUGAGUUGAAGGAGGUUCUUCCUCUCGACUAUUAUACUUUCAGCGAACUCGAGCCCUCCCAGCUUAACCGUCAUCUCGCUUUCAUCAGUCCUCACCUGUUCCCGGAAACAGACACGAACACUGAAGAGCCACGCAGGUCUUUCACUGGUGACACAUACAAUGCGUUUAUGAAGAACUCCCGCUCACAAGGGCGACUGAUCAAGAUGCUAAUCUCGGCCGUGGUCUUGUUCGCACUGAUUCCGGCCUUACUACAUGGCACUGCAUACGUGCCGAUGCUCUUCCAGAAACCGUCAAUUCUCAAACUCGAGUCUUCGAUCUCAGCACAAUACUCAGCAUUGACGUCUUCUGUUGCUUCGGCGGUGUUGACAUCGCAGACUGGUAUUCCUGUCUCCUCUAUACUUUCGGCGAGUUCUGCGCCGAAAGGUCUCACGCUUGUACCACCACAGGCAAAGCCCCUUAAGCGGAAGCUGGAAAAGAAGGACGAAAAGAUCAACAGAUUCGACAUCCAAGCGACGGGUGAUCACCAGUUCAUUCUUAGUCCAUCUAAGGGUUUCGCCAAUAGCCGCAAAACACCUCAACUCCAAAUCCAAGUGUCUCGCGAGUCAGUAGCGGUUCCAUCUCAUUACAAUCGGACUAUCAGCGGCGAGUACAUUGUGGAUCUCCAGCAAGAAUACCCCUUCGGGGCCUUUAACGUGAACAUCGCAACCUAUUCAAAGCCCCUUCUGCGACAGUCUUUCGAGAUUACGCUAGGACACAACAAGUCAACGUUAGCUCGACUCCUUGACACGGCCAAAUUGGGUCUCAUUGGUACGCAAAGCAACCUCUGGAACGCAUCAUAUAUAUUGACAGAGCAUUUUCGAGCAGGCUUGGCCGAUGUAGAAGCCGCUGCUGUCCUCUGGACAAAUGAAGUCCGUGGGCCAAGCGAGGAAGCCGUGGAACGAUUCUGGAACGGAAAGCAAGUGCUUCGGCGGAAAUUAGCCUCGAGCACUGAGUUUCUCAUGCAAGUACCCGGAGCAACGUGGUUGGGGUUACGGAUGGCAACUGCUCCAGUUCGCACCUCAUCACCUAUGUUGAGGGCCAGGAUGAACGCGCUUCGCCUUCGGUGCAAGAUGGAGAUGGUUACAGGACUAUCGAGUGAUGGCUUGGCGGAGAAGCAGAGUUGGGCUUGCAACAAAGUACGAAUCGAAUCACAAGAGAAGGGUCAGCUUUGAAGUUUAGGAACAAUCUGGAGAGCAUAAUGCGCUGGAGGAAUCGCAUCUCUCGUCACUUUCUCCCAUUGGGUGGCGUUUUAUGUUUGUUUUAUGAGUCGCAGAACGGGGUAUCAGGAGUCGAUUUGAUCUCGGGCUUAUACCCAUGGCAUGGGCGAGGAUGGGAAGGUUGGUGUUCACGUUGCUAGGGAACUCGUAUGCUUGAGGCGGUUUGAUAUCUGGCGU